CCAGGGACCCGCGGGCUGGAGCUCCCCGGUGGCCGCGGCCACAAAGGUCACCUCUGUGUCUCCGGAGACGCCGGCGGCCGUGGCCCCUCCAGCCCAGGCGCCCGAGCCGCCCCCCGUCACCCCCACCGAGAGCCUGCCCGGGGGCCCCGGGGCCGGACCGGAGCCGCAGUCCGGCCCGCGCUGCAGAGCGGCCGGCGUGGGGACGGCGCGGAGCUCCCCGGCACAGGCAUGAGCCAUGAGCCCAAGUCCCCUUCACUAGGGGUGCUGUCCACCGCGACCAGGACCACCGCCACCGUCAACCCCCUCACCCCCGCGCCUCUCAAUGGCGCCCUGGUGCCCAGUGGCAGCCCGGCCACCAGCAGCGCGCUGUCGGCCCAGGCCACGCCGUCCUCCAGCUUCGCCGCCGCGCUGCGCAAGCUCGCCAAACAGGCGGAGGAGCCCCGAGGGUCUUCACUGAGCAGCGAGUCCUCCCCCGUGUCCUCCCCCGCCACCAACCACAGCUCCCCGGCCAGCACGCCCAAGCGGGUGCCCAUGGGCUCCAUCAUCGUCCCGCCGGGGGGCCACAGCGUGCCCAGCACGCCCCCCGUGGUCACCAUCGCCCCCACCAAGACCGUCAACGGCGUGUGGAGGAGUGAGGGCCGCCAGGACGCCAGCUCGCGGGGGCCCAGCGGCGGCCGGGAGCGCCUUGUGGUGGAGCCAGCGCUGUCCCAGGAGAAGGCGGGGGGCCCAGCCAUUCCCUCUCACCUGCUCAGCACCCCCUACCCCUUCGGCCUGUCCCCCAGCUCCGUCGUGCAGGACUCCCGCUUCCCACCUCUCAACCUCCAGCGGCCCGUGCACCACGUGGUGCCCCCCAACACGGUGACCGAGGACUACCUGCGGAGCUUCCGGCCCUACCACACCGCCGAGGACCUGCGCGUGUCCUCCCUGCCCCCCCUCAGCCUGGACCCCGCCACGGCCGCGGCCUACUACCACCCCAGCUACCUGGCCCCUCACCCCUUCCCCCACCCCGCCUUCAGGAUGGACGACUCCUAUUGCCUGUCGGCCUUGAGGUCCCCGUUCUACCCCAUCCCCACCCCCGGCUCCCUGCCCCCCCUGCACCCGUCGGCCAUGCACCUGCACCUCUCCGGGGUCCGCUACCCCCCCGAGCUCGCCCACUCCUCUCUGGCGGCGCUGCACUCGGAGCGCAUGUCGGGACUCAGUGCCGAGAGGCUGCAGAUGGAUGAGGAGCUGCGGAGGGAGCGGGAGCGCGAGCGCGAGGCCGACCGGGAGCGCGAGAAGGAGCGCGAGCGCGAGCGGGAGCGCGAGAAGGAGCGGGAGCGCGAGCGCGAGAAGGAGCUGGAGCGGGAGAAGGAGCGGGAGCUGGAGCGGCAGCGGGAGCAGCGGGCCCGCGAGAAGGAGCUGCUGGCCGCCAAGGCGCUGGAGCCCGCCGCCUUCCUGCCGGUGGCCGAGCUCCACGUCCUGCGCGGCGCCCACGCCCCCGAGGAGCGCGCCAAGCCCUCGGAGCAGCUCACCCCGACCCGAGCAGAGAAGCUGAAAGACGCGGGCCUGCAGGCCCCGAAGCCCGUGCCGCACCCCUUGCACCCGGUGCCCGCCCCGCACCACGCCGUGCCCGGCCUCAUCUCCGGCCACGGUCUCUUCUCCCUGCCGGGCAGCAGCGCCACGGCCCUGCUGAUCCAGCGCACCAACGAGGAGGAGAAGUGGCUGGCGCGGCAGCGGCGCCUGCGCCAGGAGAAGGAGGACCGGCAGUCGCAGGUGUCCGAGUUCCGGCAGCAGGUGCUGGAGCAACACCUGGACAUGGGCCGACCCCCGGCGGGCGCCGAGGUGGAGCCCCGGCCCGACGGCACCAGGCCAGGACCAAACCGCCACGAGCCGGGCAGCCGCGAUCCCCCGCAGCACUUUGGGGGGCCUCCGCCUCUCAUCUCCCCUAAGCCCCAGCACCACACCGUGUCCACCGCCCUCUGGAACCCGGUGUCCCUGAUGGACAGUACCCUGGAGACGCGGCGGGCUGAGAGCCACGGCCUGCACGGCCACCCGGCCGCCUUCGAGCCCAGCCGCCAGGCCGCGGUGCCGCUGGUGAAGGUGGAGCGGGUCUACUGCUCCGAGAAGACCGAGGAGCCGCGCAAGCGCGAGCCGCCCGCCCGGGACGCCGGCAGCCUGGAGCCCCCGGCCUUCCCGCACGGGCCAGGGCCCUUCCUUGCCGAACUGGAGAAGUCCGCGCAGACCAUCCUGGGCCAACAGCGGCCCUCCCUCCCCCAGGCGGCCUCCUUCGGGGAGCUCAGCGGGCCCCUAAAGCCUGGGUCCCCCUACUGCCCCUCCACCCCCAGAGGUCCUGACCCCUCCUACAUCUACGAUGAGCUUCUGCAGCAGCGCCGGAGGCUGGUCAGCAAGCUGGACCUGGAGGAGCGCAGGCGGCGGGAGGCCCAGGAGAAAGGAUACUACUACGACCUCGACGACUCCUACGACGAGAGCGACGAGGAGGAGGUCAGAGCCCACCUCCGCGGGGUCGCCGAGCAGCCGCCCCUCAAGCUGGACACGUCCUCUGAGAAGCUAGAGUUUUUGCAACUUUUUGGCUUGACCACCCAACAGCAGAAGGAGGAGCUGGUGGCCCAGAAGCGGAGGAAGCGGCGGCGGAUGCUGCGGGAGAGAAGCCCGUCCCCUCCGGGCACCCAGAGGAAGCGGCGGACGCCGUCGCCCAGGCUGGCCCUGUCCACCCGCUACAGCCCCGACGAGAUGAACAGCAGCCCCAACUUUGAGGAGAAGAGGCGGUUCUUGACCAUCUUCAACCUGACCCACAUCAGUGCCGAGAAGCGGAAAGACAAGGAGAGACUUGUUGAAAUGCUCCGUGCCAUGAAGCAGAGGGCACUGUCGGCAGCGGCCGCCGACGCGGUGACGAGCUCUCCAGGGGACAGCGCUGCCGUCUCCCCGAGUGAACCAGCCACACGGCCGGCCUCUCCCGACACCGACCAGCCCGUCGGCGCCGCCACCUCCCUGUCUGAAGUCACCGAAGCCGCGGAGCCCGGGAGGCCGGAGCAGCUCCGGCCGCAGGAGCCGGCGCCCCCCGGCGGUGAGAAGGCCAGGCCGAGCGAAGCUCCCCGGGGCAAGAAGAGCCUGAGCAUGCUGCACUACAUCCGGGGCGCCACGCCCAAGGCCAUCCCUGUGCCGUUGUCCCACAGCGUCAACGGGAAGAGCAAGCCCUGGGAGCCCUUCCUGGCUGAGGAGUUUGCACACCAGUUCCACGAGUCGGUGCUGCAGUCCACGCAGAAGGCCCUGCAGAAGCACAAAGGGAGCGCGGCUGUGCUGUCUGCAGAGCAGAACCACAAGGUCGAUGCUUCUGUCCACUACAACAUUCCCGAGCUGCAGUCCUCCAGCCGCCUUGCCCCGCCCCAGCACAACGGGCAGCCAGAGCCCGCGGCGGGCGCCCACGGCCCCCUUGCGCAGGAGACAGACCGAGAGUCGGAGGAGGAGGAGGAGGAUGGCGAUGAGGACAGUGAGGACGAGGAGGACGAGGAAGCCCCCAGGCGCAAGUGGCAAGGGAUUGAGGCAAUUUUCGAAGCUUACCAAGAACAUAUAGAAGAACAAAACCUGGAGCGGCAGGUGUUGCAGACACAGUGCCGGCGGCUGGAGGCCCAGCACUACAGCCUCAGUCUGACUGCAGAGCAGCUCUCCCACCGCAUGGCGGAGCUGAGGAGUCAGAAGCAGAAGAUAGUGUCGGAAAGGGAGCGCCUCCAAGCAGAACUGGACCACUUACGCAAGUGCCUUGCCUUGCCUGCAAUGCAUUGGCCGAGGGGCUACUUUAAAGGGUACCCCAGGUGACGGUUUCCCUUGCACAGGCUGAACCUAUAGUAUAGAAAUAUUAUCUAUUUUAUUACCUUGAAUAUUUAAUAUUUUUCACUGGGAGGUUUGAAGCUUAAAAAACAAGAAUGUGCCAUGCAUGAAGCAAAGGAUUCCAGGCUCCAGAACAACAAACGAACGACUUCACCUUGACUUCAAUACAGUCAGAUCGCCUUUGUCACCCAGCGAGCAGCCAGUGCAGAAGGCCUCGAGCUUUCCUUCCUCAUGGUGGUUUUAUUCCUUCUUCCCCCACACAGGCCUUUUUGUUGUCGUUCUAAUCUGAAAAUGAAGGCUCCCUUCCCAACAGUAACCCCCUGUCAUGCAGCGCCCCAGUGCAUGUGCGGGGCUGCAAGUCCGCUGGCUGUUUCCUGUGCUGCCCUGUUAGCGCACAGGCCCGCGGCCCCCGGGGCACAGGGCUCACCCUGGCUGCAAAGCAGGCUGGGUGCAUUGUCAGUGACGGCCUUGCCUCACUUUCCGACAUACAAAAGCUGUUUGUCUCCAAAGCCGCAGGUCCUGGGGGCACGCAGAGCAAUCCCUGGAAAUGCUCUCACCUGACAAUAAAUCCACAAGCUAAAGGUACCUUUUGUCACUCGUGGGGGAGAAUGUACAGAGCUCUAUGUAGACAGAUCCACCCGCUAAAUUGUUACUGGAGUGGGUGAUGGUUUCAUACAAACAAAUUUUGAGAGAAAAGUCAAAGGUGCUUCAGCCUUGUACUGUGUAUAUAUAUUAAAAAAAAGUUUUGUAUGUUUUUAUUACUUUAAUUAUUGUUAUAAAAAGCCUGCCAUUUUUAAUAUGUGGUUUGGGGGAAUUUUUGUUUUUCCUCUUUGGGGGUUUUGUUUGUUUUUGUUUUUUGGGGGGAAAAUCCCUUGCUUUUAGUGUUUGUACUGCUGCUGGUCAGGACAUUAAAAUAUUGAAGUGUUUUUAAAAAUUAAAAGGAGAAGCAAAGUAAAAAGAGCUUACCACUGGCGCCUAUGCGAUCACUUCGUUUUUGCUUUGACUUGCACCAGACCCUGAUGCAGAAGCCACGAGGUCCUCCUGGCCAACUCCUGCCCCCGCCUGACUAGAGCAGGUCACGGCAGCCAGGGCACAGCCGUGGCACAAGGGGGCAGUCGGUGGGAGCACGCAGAUCCUGUGCGAGUGCGUAGCCACGCACAUGCCCGGCUCAGAGCAGGGAGCCAUGUCUGCUGGGGAACUCUAACGGGGCCAAGCGCGGGUAGACCCGGAACCCGAGUGGUUGCUGGGAUGCCAGCUUUGUACAAGCCUCAGGUAGGCCCCUGAUCCCGCCGCCGGGCUGCACUGGCGCGGCUGCGUGGUCGCAGUCCUCUGGGCAGUGUUGGAUCCAGAUCAGUAGGCACCUCCUGCUGGAACAGGUCCUAACCCUUUGCUGGCCUGGGGGCGGGGAGGGGCCCAGGCCAACCUUUGCUGGCCACCAGCAGCUGCGCUUACUGGCUGCUGCUCCCGGGGGCAGCGCCCUGAAUCCCAGCCCUUGCUGAGCCGAGCAGCUUGCUGACAGCUGGUAUGGUGUUGCUUAUCUGCCCCCACACAGUUCGCUUUGUACGUCUGCCAAGAACCUUCCAGUUAUUAGCAAACUCAGACAGAAAAGCGCCGCCAGUCAGCAAGCACCUCCCUCCACCCCCGGGAGGCCUGGAAAAAGUAAAAAGCUGUGCCCAGGCCUCUUCCCCUGCAGACUAAGCCACAGUCGGGGCAAAAUGUCACUUUUCUACUUAUGACCUGCUUGCUCUCUAUGGAGAAGGCUUAAGAGUCACACCUGAGCACUCCACACGUCCCACACCUGGUGGCUUUGGCUAAAACCAAGGGACAAGUAAAUUAACCUAGAGGAAGAAAAGGCUGGGCCUUCUCUGCGUCUGAGAGAAGUGCCCUUGUUGGGUGUUAGGGGGGACGGGCACUGAGUCAGGGGCAAGUGCCCCCCAAUGGAAACGGCUCCCAUCACUCCUUGCCAUUCCCCCAGUCUGUUGACAUUCAAGUGCUCUUGUGCUCAAGUGUAGUAAAGACAAUCAGCGCAAGCUCAGACCAGUAAGGCAGCAUGCAGAAACUGAGGUAAGAAAGGUGCUUGCACGUGCAAAUGCCAGAGUACCUAGCAAUGGCUUUCCUCCCAAGAAUUUGCUUUGUAAUCUGGAAACACUUAUUUUCAGAUGACUCUGAAAGAACACAGAACAUCUAAGUCUGUUAACAGAGGACAAAAUGCAGUCAUGCAGUCGCUGAAGCUUGAAUUUAAAAGCAGCACAUCAAAUUUUGUCUAUAACCAAUGGUGCAAGUGUGUCAGUAUUUCUGUGACUACUUUGGUCCUCCUCAGCUACGUGUCUUCCCACAUCACCUGGAAGAGAGCUCCCAUCUGUCCCCUGACGGGGAAGUCACUAGACCAGUGAUAAAGCUCCAUCAUCUUUAAAACCAGCUGUUCUUACUCACUUUGUUGUAAACAUGGCAAAAUGCCAAGCUCCCUGCCAUUGUCUCAGACAAGUGAUCAAAAUAGGAUUUGCAACAUUUCAGUCUAUAUGCUAAUUGUGUAAAGAGAUAAAACACGGGGCAAGCACUCUACCACUAGGCCACAUUCUGGCACUAAACUACAGUAUAAUGGAUUGCACCCCCAAGAAAAUUCAGAUUAUUAAGAGGAACCUACACCAUCAGGAAAAAUCUACAGCAUGGGAGAUCCUGUUUGUAGCAAAACUGUAUUUUCCUCAAGUGCUCACAAUACUGCCAAAUCUCAAAGAAAAAAACAAUAAAAAACCCACCAAGUAGCUAAGCUCGCAAGCCCAUACAUAGCCCCUUUCCCUCUGGAGCCACACACAGCACAGAAAGGCAGAUACCAGCACCAGAGGGAGCUGGCUAGCACAGACAGACAGCUUCUCAGCAGCAAUCUGUAUUCAAGUAACCAAGCUUUGACUUCACUCCUUGCCGUAGCCUGUCCCCAACCUUUGACCCCGUGCUCAUGAAACUCCUAACCUCUGCCUUGACCUAGGGGGGCCAUCCCACGGGUGAUGCGUGCUCCCGUACCUGUGCUCAGCACCAGGGUGGGCAGGAGGGAGGGCAGCGGUGCCUCGGUCACUGGGGGCAGUUUAGAUGCUGUGAAAUGAAACCUGUUUUAAGUGUACUUGUUUAACUGUAUUGUAAUAUUAUUUGUUGAAUGUAGUAAUUAGGUAUUUAUGAAUAUAUUGCUGUAAUUUCUGACAUCCAAAAAAUAAAAUCGUCCUAAAUCA
This is a messenger RNA of Perognathus longimembris pacificus (Pacific pocket mouse), 7046 nucleotides long. It is a transcript of the gene Gse1, whose product is annotated as Gse1 coiled-coil protein. The record is from RefSeq and is a predicted model, not a curated record. Lineage: Eukaryota; Metazoa; Chordata; Mammalia; Rodentia; Heteromyidae.